AUGGCCGAGACAACAACCAAACACAGCCGCGAAAUCCCCGCUUGCCGAGCCACGGAGCAUGGCGUGGCCGGCCAAGUCAGAUAUGUGAAUACUACCUCUCAACUCGACGCUGGCGUCCGCCUGGUAUCGGCCCAAGUUCACAAGAAAGACUCGGAGUGGCAUUUGUGUCAUACGGGCUGCGAUUACCUAGAUGCAGGGAAACUGAGUUCGUGGUUGAAGGAAAUCAAGACCUGGUUAGACUCGAACACUAAUGACGUGGUAACUGUGCUACUGGUCAAUUCCGACAAUGCUGCGGCCUCCGACCUCGAUUCGGAAUUCAAAGCGGCUGACAUCACGAAAUAUGCCUAUAAACCUACCUCGCAGACCACCGCCCCGUCCUCGUGGCCAACUCUGCAAGAUUUAAUCAAGGGUAACACCAGGCUGAUCACUUUUGUGGCAUCACUGGACGCAUCCAAAAAUACUGUCGCUCCAUACCUCAUGGACGAGUUCACUUUCAUCUGGGAGAAUCCGUACGACGUGACGUCACCGUCCAACUUCUCUUGCAACCCUGAUCGCCCGAGCAGCGUCAAAAACAAUCUUUCUGCUGCCUUAUCUUCGAACCGCUUGCCGUUUAUGAAUCAUUUCCUCUAUCAGUCCGUCAUCUUCAAUAUCCAACAGCCAAAUACCAGCUACGUUUCUACAACGAAUGCUCCCUCUGGGGGAACAGGAAACCUCGGGGAUGCGGCGUCUAAGUGCAAGGAAGUGUACAACCGUCAGCCGGCCUUCAUCCUUGUGGACUACUUUGACAAGGGGCCUGCCAUUGAUACCGUGGAUAAGCUCAAUGGCGUUAGCUCCCCCGUGGGGCGUAAAAAUGUAACGGCCAUUUCUGAAACAAGCACGGCAUCCACAUAUACGAAUGUCUUCAAAGGCCUCGUUGAGGUCGUCCAGAAGGCUAGGUCCGGCGCAAACCCAAGCAUGGGUGAGUGGGUGUGGGCAGGAGGCGACUGGGGAUUACUCGGCGGUGGAAUCUCCCUCUAA
Messenger RNA from Aspergillus tanneri, 1017 nucleotides. RefSeq lists its product as uncharacterized. The transcript is spliced from 3 exons. Lineage: Eukaryota; Fungi; Ascomycota; Eurotiomycetes; Eurotiales; Aspergillaceae. The record is from RefSeq and is a predicted model, not a curated record. Gene Ontology annotation, biological process: lipid metabolic process. Gene Ontology annotation, molecular function: phosphoric diester hydrolase activity. Bases 1 to 1017 code for a protein of 338 amino acids.